Mycetomoellerius zeteki is the source of this 1002-nucleotide messenger RNA. RefSeq lists its product as uncharacterized. The record is from RefSeq and is a predicted model, not a curated record. Gene Ontology annotation, molecular function: catalytic activity. Lineage: Eukaryota; Metazoa; Arthropoda; Insecta; Hymenoptera; Formicidae. Bases 1 to 1002 code for a protein of 333 amino acids. The transcript has a single exon.
AUGGCAGAGGGUGACUUUGCGGUCGCAAUCGUCUCGGAGCCAUAUGCCAUACCGAGGGAUCAUCCUCUGUGGUACGCCAAUGAGGAAAAAACAAUUACGAUUACGUGGAGAAGGUCAGAGAACUCUCUCCCAUGCGUACCAAUUGAAAGAGGACGACAUCACGUAAUAGUCAAGUGGGGCGACAUGAUAAUAAUCGGAGUUUACCUAUCUCCUAACAUCGAAACUUCAGAAGUAGAAAGAGCAAUGGAAGAAGUAGAAAGAUGUGUUCUAUUUCAUCAUAAUAAACCCAUUAUUAUGGGAGGAGACUUCAACGCUAAGACUGAAAUGUGGGAAUCCCCAGUGACAAAUCCAAGAGGGAUAUUCCUUACAAACUGGGUAAGUAAUAUGGGGCUGAUAUGCCUCAAUUCUGGUGAACGAAGUACAUGUGUCCGCAGUACCGGUGAGUCUAUCGUAGACAUCACAUUUGCAAAUCGCCCAGCCGCGGCUAGAGUAAUAAAUUGGGAAGUAUCUAUGAUGGAAAGCGCCUCGGACCACAGAUACAUAGAGAUCAUUAUUGGCAAAACGAGUUCACAGACCAGAAAGGAACUGAUACCCAGACCUAAGAGAUGGUCUUUGAAGAAACUAGACGAAGACUUACUCAGAGCUGCAAUAUUAGCCGGAUCGUGGGGCAAGGGUGAUAUCGCACAACAACAGGAUGUGGAAAUGAAGGCGAUCAAAUUACAAAGAAUCGUCACGGAGGCAUGCGACACUGCCAUGCCCAGAUCAACACCAAGGUCACGUAGAGCCAUGCCAUGUUGGAGCGAAGAUCUCGCGUUAUUACGAGACGCCUCCACAAGAGCUAGGAGGAAAAUGAAAAGGGCUCGCAGACAUGAAAACCCGGAAGACCUGGCUGAAGCGGAACAGAGAAUCAAUGAGUAUAAGGAAACUAAAAAAAAUUUUAGUAGAGCUCUAAGAAAAGCCAAAUUCAGUUCAAUCAGAAAAAGUUCUGUCACAUGUGCGUAA